Molecule: messenger RNA, 4935 nt
Organism: Megalops cyprinoides (Indo-Pacific tarpon)
Lineage: Eukaryota; Metazoa; Chordata; Actinopteri; Elopiformes; Megalopidae
Gene: nfat5b
Product: nuclear factor of activated T cells 5b
Exons: 14
Coding region: 259-4374 (1371 amino acids)
Biological process (GO): cytokine production; calcineurin-NFAT signaling cascade; regulation of transcription by RNA polymerase II
Cellular component (GO): transcription regulator complex
Molecular function (GO): RNA polymerase II cis-regulatory region sequence-specific DNA binding; DNA-binding transcription factor activity, RNA polymerase II-specific; transcription factor binding
Source: RefSeq, a predicted model, not a curated record
GGGACGUAUCUCGGCAGUUGCUAAGUGUGGACGUGUUGUCAGUUCAGGUGAAAGGAAAAGCAAGAAAGACGGUUAUGUACUCCGGUGUUAUAGCAUACGGUUGAGUAAAGACACGUUAAAGUUUUUGCGAACUUUUCUAUUUUUAUUUCCUCAAAUUUUAUUCCUUUUAUUCCUCCUGCGAUACAGCGACAGCCUGCUAACUAACGUUACGUUUCUUAUCAAGAGGGUGUCCGAUUUCCCCUCCUCAGAGGCAUUGCGAUGCCCUCUGAUUUCAUAUCCCUACUCAGCGCUGAUCUCGACCUCAAUUCCCCCAAAUCCCUAUAUUCUAAAGAAUCAGUCUAUGACCUUCUCCCCAAAGAGCUGCAACUGCCAUCCUCCACUGAGAGCAACACAGCAGCCAUGAGUCAGAAGAGUGGUGGAGAGGCAGGUCCCCCUCCUCUGACAGCUGUUGCUUCAGAUGCCACCUCCACAUCCUCUUCUAUGCCCAUGGGAGGUCCUCGCUCUGCUUUUCCUGCCUCUUCCAGCCCCACCAUACACUCCUCUACCUCAGCCACCAACCGGGCCUCCAUUCACAGCAGCUGUGCUCCAAGUGAUGGGGUAAGUAGCCGAGGGAUGACAGAGAUGCUGGUCCUGGAGGGCCAGCAGUCUGGAGCCGGAGCGGGAGGCAGUGGUGGCUGCAGCGGAAGCAGGGUCGGUGCUAAUGGAGGAGGAGCAGGAUCUCAGCAGCACCAGACAACACCCUCCAAGCGCCGGACGGUCCUGAAUAUCUCGCCACCCCCGGAGGAUCUGUUGGAUGACAGCCACAUGUCCUGCCAAGAUGAGCUGCUCCAGGACUCAGAACAGAGCAACAGCAUCUGGAUGGAAGACUCUGCUUCCAACUUCAGCAUCAUGAGCUCCAGCUCUUACAAUGACAACACUGAGGUCCCCCGUAAGUCUCGCAAGCGCACACCACGCCAGCGUCCUGGGCCUAAGCCUACAACCACCGAAGAAGCCAGUAUGGACGUCUUUGAUGCAGACAGUGCCAAGGGGCCACACUUUGUCCUCUCCCAGUUGGGCCCAGACAGCAAGGCUUGUCCCAAAGGAAGCUCAACAGAGGGUCCUCAGACACCCAGUCAGAAACCUGGGACACUGUCAGGUCAGUACCCUUCAAAGGCCGAGGGGAAGGAGCUGAAGAUCCUGGUGCAGCCGGAGACCCAGCACAGAGCCCGGUACCUGACAGAGGGCAGCCGGGGCUCUGUGAAGGACCGCACACAGCAAGGCUUCCCCACUGUCAAGUUGGAGGGUGUGAAUGAGCCAGUGGUCCUGCAGGUGUUUGUGGGCAAUGAUGCGGGUCGUGUGAAGCCACAUGGCUUCUACCAAGCCUGCCGGGUCACGGGCCGCAACACCACAGCUUGUAAGGAAGUGGAUAUUGAAGGCACCACUGUCAUUGAAGUAUGCCUGGAUCCCAGCAGCAACAUGACCUUAGCGGUGGACUGUGUGGGCAUCCUGAAGCUCAGGAACGCAGACGUAGAGGCACGCAUUGGGGUUGCUGGUUCCAAGAAGAAGAGCACGCGGGCCAGGCUGGCGUUUCGAGUUAACAUCCCCCGAGCUGAUGGUUCUAUUCUAACAUUACAGACCCCUUCAUCACCCAUCCUCUGCACACAGCCUGCAGGAAUUCCUGAGAUUUUGAAGAAGAGCCUGCACAGCUGCACCGCGAAAGGAGGAGAAGAAGUUUUCCUCAUCGGGAAGAACUUUCUCAAAGGAACAAAAGUCAUAUUUCAGGAAAAUGCUUCAGAUGAGAAAUCCUGGAAGGCAGAAGCAGAGAUUGACAUGGAGCUUUUUCAUCAGAAUCAUUUAAUCGUGAAAGUCCCUCCAUAUCAGAACCUGGCAAUCUCAUCUCCUGUGUCUGUGGGGAUCUACGUGGUGACAAAUGCUGGGAGAUCCCACGACGUGCAUCCUUUCACCUACACACCAGAGCCAGGGAAAGCAGUGGAUGUGACUGUGAAGAAAGAGGCACAAUGUCCAGCCAAGCCCUGCUCGUUUGAAGAGCAGAUGAAAGUAAUACAGAGCAGCAGCUGUAGCCUGGAUAGUGCUUUGAUAGCCCCAUUGAUGUCCGUUGUCAAGAGGGAAGAUGUCACCCCAAUGGAGGUCUCCAGCAAUCCUUCUGCAGCUGGUAUCUUUAAGAACUCAGAUGUCAUUGGGUCGGCCCAGCAGACCCUGGACAUAAGUUCCAGUGUUCCCACCAACAGCAAUCCCUUCCCCAGUGCUAUGCCUUGUCAGCCAGGGGACCCAGAACAGCCGAAGCCUGCUGUCUUUGCUAAUGCAGAGCCCCUGAGCACCAUACAGAAGCAGGACAUCGCUCCCAGCGCUUCCUUCUCUGGGGCUGGUGACUCCCUGCUCCAGCAAGUCCCCCAGCAGUUCCUCCUGGAGCCCAGAGAGAGCCUGCCCCAGGAGAGGACCAGCAGCAGCGCUGGAAGUGUGGUGGACUUGUCUGAAAUGGUGGAGGCCCCACAGCAGCAGCCCCAGCUUCCCAUCUUCCCACAGGACGGGGUGGCCCAGCUGGAGAGGGCAGUGCGGGAGCUGCAGGCGGGGGGAUUCUCCACCACCGGCUCAGGCAGUAACAGCCUAGUCCAGCAGGUCCUGGAGGCAGCGGCACAACAGCAGCUCAACUCAGUCCUGUAUAGCCCAGGCCCCUCUGCCGACAGCAUGCAGCAACAGGUCCAGGAUAACAUGAAUAGCCUGCAGCUGCAGUCGGCAGAAAGCUCUCUUGCUAAGCAGCAGCAGCAACAGCAACAGCAGCAGCAGCAGCAACAGCAACAGGUCCUGGAGAACCUGCAGCAGCAGCUGCAGUCAGAGCUGUUCCAGCCACAGAUCCCCAUGCAGUGUGGCAUUUUCCAGGGGGGUGCUCCGAGUGAGACUUCUGAGCAGCAGGCUUCCCCCCAGUCCAUGGUACAGAACAACAGCACGCUCUUUCAGCCGUCUGAAGGCUUGAUCCGUGGUGCCUCCCACCAACAGCAAUCACAGCAACAGGCAGCGCUUUUCCAGCAAGCAGGAGAGCUCCUGUCCAUCCAGACCUCCAACUUCCUCCAGCAGCCUCCCUCUCACCCCUCCCCUCCUCAGCAGCUGUUCCAUACCCCCAGUCCAAUGUCCGAAUCACAGGAUCCACAGGGGUCGAUGUUCCACGCUCAGCAGACCUCCCCCACCCAGGAGCAGGUCCAGGCAGCCAUUUUUCAGAACACCCUGACUGUGCUGACGGGCUCCACGCUCUCUCCAGAGCAGCAGCCAGCUGCCUCUGGUCUGUUCCUCUCUCCCACCACACUGCCUGGCCAGCUUACCGCAGACAGCAGUCAGCAACAGCAGCAGCAGCUGGCCUUCCUCACCUCCCUGCAGACGUCUACCACAGAGCCUCAGUCGGUGUCAGUGUUCCAGGCCCAGCCCCAGCUGUCCCCUCUGCAGCAGAGCACCCCCAUGGAGCAGCAGCAGCCAUCUCAGCAGCAGCAGCCAGCACAACAGCAGGACUCCAUAUUUCAGAGUAUCUCUCCCCACCCCCCUGCCAACACACAUGCCCCAAACCAACAGCAGCAACAGCAGCAGCAACAGCAGGCUGGCCUCCUGUUCUGCAGCAAUGCCCUGAGCCCCCAGGAACAGCCCCCCACUCUGCUUUUCAGUGGACAGGCCCAGAUACCGCCCAUGAGCAGCAGCAGCCUCCCCUCUCAGGUACCCCAAAAUCCCCCUCUCCUGUUUUCCCAGGCCAGCACGGUGGCUGUCAGCCAGCAGGAGCCAUCAGAGCCCAUGUCCUUCCAGGACCAGAGCUCUGUGGCUGUUAACCCCCUGACCAGCGAGUCCACCCAGCAGAGCCUUUUCCAAGACCAGCAGCCCAUGCAGGUAGCACCAAGCCCUAACAGUGCCCCUGAGCAGCCUGUCACCAUCUUCAUGACCCAGCCCACCAUAUCGGCCCUACAGGGGGGCAUGGGUACUCAGGAGCUCCCCCAGACGGCCAUAUUUACCACGCAGAAUGGGGUUGCAGGUCUGCAGACCACCACUUCCUCUCCAGUACAACAGCCUGGGUCGCUCUUCCAGACAACCAUAAGCGGGACCAUGAGCCAGCCCAGCCAGUCUCAGCAGCCUGGCCUCUUUCUCUUUGGAAUCCAGAAUGAGUGUGGCCAGCUUAUAAAUUCCCCUGGGCCCACGCUGUCUGAUCAGCUCAUUGCCAUCAGUCAGUCGGGUCAGAACCAAGGCGAGAGUGAUUCGCAGAUUCAGUCUCUGCUCAGCCAGUCCAUGUCAGAGUCCGGGACCAUGCAGGGCAGUAUGAGCACCUCCCAAAAUAUGGAAAAGAUAGAUGAUCUGCUGGUGAGCCUUCAAGAGCAGGGGAACAACAUCUCCCGUUCCUACUAAGGUGGCUGUGAGACACAGGGCCUGUGAGGAGUUUAAGGAGGUUCAGAAGAACAAAUCAACCAGGUCCUGUCACAGCUACAAGUGGCAUCAAAGCUUCAGCUGCUUGUGGUUCUAAAAUCUGUUCCUCAUGUAGAUGUGCAAAAGGAGGCAAAGAGGGCAGUGCCAGCGUCAACCAGAUCUGGUGCAGAGUGUAGAGCACAAGGGUCGCCAGUCUGACUUGUGCUACGGACUGUAAAAUGAACAGCAUCACUGUUGGGUAGCUCCCUGCUGUAUGGCUAUAGCUGUGAAUGAAAUGUAUCACCUGUUGGAGUGUGAGUUAAACUUAUUAGUUCUCAGUGCAGCACUUUGCAGUGUAGUUUUUCAAGGUGUUGCAGCAAUCAAGCAUACAGUCAUCCUGAAUUAUGUUGGAUGACACUGUGUGCUUUAGUAACUGUUUAUAAAGUAUUGCGCUUCUCUCUUUUUUUUUUUUAAAUAGAUCUCUUUGGGGUAAAUCAGAUUGAAAGACAAUACACAAAUCAACAAAAAAAAAACCUUUGAUAUUUUUUAACAUUAUAUGUUGAG